Messenger RNA from Oryza sativa Japonica Group (Japanese rice), 2057 nucleotides. Its product is annotated as stomatal closure-related actin-binding protein 1. NCBI's taxonomy places the organism in Eukaryota, Viridiplantae, Streptophyta, Magnoliopsida, Poales, Poaceae. The record is from RefSeq and is a predicted model, not a curated record. Gene Ontology annotation, biological process: actin filament organization; regulation of stomatal movement. Gene Ontology annotation, molecular function: actin binding.
GAGAAAAGAGAGGAGAGAGAGAGGCAAACCCGCACCAAAAUCUCUCUCUCUCCCCCAGAUUUGCGCCACAUUUUCCUCGCCGAAUCAGCCUCGCCGCCGUGGGUGCAGCUGCCGCGGGAUCCCGGCGAGCGAGCGCCAUUUGAGCCGGCUGCCGGCGGGUUUGCGUUCUGGAAGCUCCUUGCUGUAAACUAUUGAGGGGUAAAGCCUGCUAUUUAGUCAAGGUUGAGGGUGCUGUAUAAAUGACGCGGGCGUCCACAAUUGAUUUCGGGCGGAAGACACAUAAUGAUGUCCUCUGGUCAGGGCCAUUGCGUCCUGCAAACUUCAUCAGAAAUAAAUUCCCUACAUACAAGAAGAGUUUGAAUGGGAUAGUUAUCAAAUUGACAGAUGAUCAAGAAAUGCCAUCUCUGAAAGAGGCUGUUGCCAAGGAAACAGCAGACCUACUUCAUCGGAGUCAGCGCCUUUCAGUCCGUGAGCUUGCUAUGAAAUUUGAGAAGGGUCUUAACACUGCCACAUUGUUGUCUAAUGAGGUUAAAUGGAGACAAGCUGCUUUAUUGGAGCGAGACAUCCUUCUGAAAAAUCUAAAGAGUGUAUUAGAAUCGCUGAGAAGUCGAGUUGCAGGGAAACAUAAGGAUGAAAUUGAGGAGUCCCUUUCUAUGGUGGAUGUUUUAACAGUUCAGCUGUCUAAAAGAGAAGACGAGUUGCUGCAGCAAAAGGCAGAGGUUGCCAAAAUUGCAACCUCAUUGAAACUGGCUUCUGAAGAUGCCAGGAGAAUUGUUGAAGAAGAAAGAUCUAACGCUCGCAUAGAGAUAGAUAAUGCUAGAGCUGCUGUACAAAAAGUUGAACAAUUAGUUAAAGAGCAAGAAAUUGAUCCUCAAAUAAAUGGGAAACAGGAUGAGGAUGAACUUAAGGAAAAGGCUCAAGAAGCACGGAGAGUGAAAAUGCUGCAUUGUCCCAGCAAGGCAAUGGACAUUGAAAAUGAGAUUGAAGUCCUACGUGAACAAUUAGCUGAGAAGUCCUCAAAUUGUGUUCAUCUUUUGAAAGAGUUACACCUGCAUCAAAGCUAUGAGGAAAACGAUGUGUCCUCGUAUGAGCUGGAGGGCCUUGAAAGCUUAGGCUCAAUGUUGCGCAUAGUUUCCCAGAGUGAUGGAUAUGUUGAUUUAUCAAGAAGUACAAUACAGUGGUUCCGUGUGCAGCCUGAAGGAAACAAGAAAGAGAUAAUUUCAGGUGCCAUAAAGCAAGCAUAUGCUCCAGAACCACAUGAUGUUGGGCGGUAUUUGCAAGCUGAGAUCAACCAUUGCGGUGAAAUCUCUGUCGUGAAGACUGCUGGCCCUGUGGAUCCUGCUGCAGGAUUGGUCGAUUACGUAGAGACUCUUCUAAGGAAUCCUGAAACUGAAUAUAAUGUUGUUGUUCUUCAAGUGAAUGGAAUCAAACAGCCUACCGAUUCAAUUCAUGUUCUUUCCAUCGGGAAACUGCGGAUGAGACUCGCAAAAGGGAAGACAGUAAUUGCAAAAGAAUUCUACUCCUCAACGAUGCAGCUAUGUGGUAUGAGAGGCGGUGGAGAUGCUGCACCCCAAGCGAUGUACUGGCAACCGAGGAGAGACCUGAGCCUGGUGCUGGGCUUCGAGACGGCCAGAGAACGCAACUCUGCAAUCAUGCUCGCUCGCAGAUUUGCCAUCGAUUGCAAUAUCAUACUUGCUGGUCCUGGGGAUAAAACUCACUGGUGAUUGAUGAAGACGAACUGUACCAGCUAACCUCUUGUACGAGCUCAGACCCUGUGUUUGGAAUCAUUGUACAUCUGUGUCGUUGUAGUUAGAUACUCUAAUACAUAUCUGAUCUGUGAGGUGUAUUGUAGUGAGGGGUAGUUUAGUAGUAGUAGGUUCGCCAAGGCAUCGUUUUUACUGCCUUGCGGGUCAGUCUAGUUUAGUUGGUACAUUAUAUUUCUCAUUUCUGAGAGAGAGACACCCACGCAUGUUGUAGCUGUGUCAGUACUCUAGUGUAUGUAACUUUGUUCAUGAAACUGUUUACCAAACAUAAUGGACUAUCCCCCUUUCUGCUUA